Messenger RNA from Punica granatum (pomegranate), 866 nucleotides. The record is from RefSeq and is a predicted model, not a curated record. Lineage: Eukaryota; Viridiplantae; Streptophyta; Magnoliopsida; Myrtales; Lythraceae.
ACGAAAAGGAAAGAAAAGCUGAAGCACACACAGAGGGGAGAGAGAGAGAUGGGGGACGAGAGGGUGAAAGAGGAGGCUCUGCAGAUAAUCGGGGCGUUCCAGGUUCUGCCCCGCCUCGUUGUUUUCGAUCUCGACUACACUCUCUGGCCCUUCUACUGUGAGUGCCGCUCGAAGCGUGAAAUGCCAUCGCUUUACCCCCAUGCAAAAGGCAUUCUGCACGCCCUCAAGGAAAAGGGAAUCGGCAUGGCCAUUGCUUCUCGAUCGCCGACUCCAGAUAUCGCAAAGACUUUUCUUGAGAAGCUGAGUUUGAAGUCGAUGUUUGCUGCCCAGGAAAUCUUUUCUAGUUGGUCGCACAAGACGGAGCAUUUUCAGAGGAUUCAUUCGAGGACAGGGGUGCCCUUCAACUCGAUGCUCUUUUUUGAUGACGAAGACAGGAACAUUCAAGCAGUCUCUAAAAUGGGAGUUACGAGUGUUUUGGUUGGAAAUGGGGUAAAUCUCGGGGCAUUUCGGCAAGGACUGACGAUGUUCGCUCAGAAUACCGCUACAGCUGAGAAGAACUUGAAGAGAUGGCGCACAAAGUUCUCUCAGCAGUCAAAAUCGUCUCCAAGUGAAGAGAAGGAGUGAUUGAUUAUUUUGCAUCACUUCAUCCCGAAAUUAUAUGGUUCUGAUAAAUGAUAAUUAUCUGUUCAAGAUCCACUACUACUCAAUACUCUUAUUUUUGGCUAGCAAGCGAUGCGGCUACCCCUGUAGAUGGUAAAAUGUCUGUAGUUUGAUUUGUAGGACACGGUCAGUUUGAAAGGAAGCAAUUACAGUGGGUUGAUUGAGUAUAGGCACCCUCCAAUCAUAAAUACAUUCUGACCAUUCAA